AUGCCCUCCUCCCAAGAUAAGAAACCACUCCGCCAACUCGCCGCCGAAAAGCUCAACGGCCCCGACGCCAACCCCUCCCAAUUAGGCGACCCCAUCUCUCUCAAGUCCGAGACCAACCAAGAUUCUCCCAAUAAUGUUGAAUACACUCCUGAGGGAGCCGAGGUUUCGCCUUCGUCCUCCUCAAAUAACAAGUCAUUGUCGAAGUCGGAUCACAAUCGAACACAGGCGUAUGGUACACCGAGAAAUGAUCCCGCGGGCGGGAAGGCGGCCACUUCAUCGGGUGGUUGGGGGGGAAACCCACGGACUUCGUCCGGGAAAAGGGUUCCUCUGGAGGGAGACCCGACGAGUAUGGAGCGGGAGCAGGUGGUUAGUGAUGGGAGGAGGGUGAGGGAGGAGGAGAAUGGGCCAGUUGGACGGGGGAGGAGGGGUAGUAAGCUUUGA
Molecule: messenger RNA, 441 nt
Organism: Sordaria macrospora k-hell
Lineage: Eukaryota; Fungi; Ascomycota; Sordariomycetes; Sordariales; Sordariaceae
Source: RefSeq, a predicted model, not a curated record